UCAUCUACUAAAAAACGGAAGAAACAUGCAUAAUCAUAAAUCUUAUUGCACUUUAUAAAAUAUCAUCAACAUCAAUCAUCAAUCAUUUGUUUAUACGGUCAGUUUCAAUUAUCAUAUAUCAACAACAUCAAACACAAAACCUAUCAGUCACCACUUACCACCACAAAUACAUACUCAUGAUUUGCCUAUCUGUACCCCCACAACGGCAUCAGCAACCGUCCGUACAACAAACAUAUAUCCAGGUGACAAAAGAAAAAAAUUCACCCUUCAGUCUCCCUCUAUCUCUGUCUAACCGUUAGUGUGACGAUGAUGAUGAUGAUGAACACCCAUCUGGGUCCACCUUCAUUCUUCACUUUGUUUUAGUUAUAAAAGCCAUAUAGUUGAAAAGCUAAGAGAUGGCAGGUUUUAGUGUAGAUUUGUCUAGAAAUGGUAACCCAACUGAAAUUGAAGAAUGGGAUUUCUCAAAGUUAUUAGAAAGACCAAGGCCAUUGAAUAUUGAUAGGCAAAGAUCACUUGAUGAAAGAUCUAUCAAUGACCUGUCAAUUGGUGUUUCUCCUCGCUUAACAACAAGAAUUGAUAGCACUGCUAGGUUAGUAGACCAUGUUGAUUCUUCGUAUUCCCCUGGUAGAAGGUCAGGGUUUAAUUCUCCUAGGUCUGAUGCUGGGUUUGAGACCCAUCCUACUGUGGCUGAAGCUUGGGAAGCUUUAAGAAGAUCAUUGGUUUAUUUUCGAGGUCAACCGGUUGGGACUAUUGCUGCUUUGGACAAUUCUGAAGAGAAACUUAAUUAUGAUCAGGUGUUUGUGAGAGACUUUAUCCCAAGUGCAAUGGCAUUUUUGAUGAAUGGAGAACCUGAAAUAGUCAGGAAUUUCAUUUUGAAGACUCUUCGCCUUCAGUCGUGGGAGAAAAAGAUUGACAGAUUCCAAUUAGGAGAAGGAGUAAUGCCUGCUAGUUUUAAAGUACUCCAUGAUCCAGUGAGAAACAAUGAGACUUUGAUGGCAGAUUUCGGAGAGAGUGCAAUUGGAAGAGUUGCCCCUGUUGACUCUGGAUUUUGGUGGAUUAUAUUGCUCCGAGCAUACACUAAGUCUACGGGCGAUAUCUCAUUAGCUGAAUUGCCAGAAUGUCAGAAGGGUAUGCGCCUAAUUUUGAGUUUAUGCCUUUCAGAGGGCUUUGACACAUUCCCAACUCUUCUUUGUGCUGAUGGAUGCUGCAUGAUUGAUCGUAGGAUGGGUGUUUAUGGGUAUCCAAUUGAAAUUCAAACACUUUUUUUCUGGGCCUUAAGAUGUGCUAUGCUCUUGCUAAAGCAAGAUGAUGAGGGGAAAGAGUUCGUGGAACGAAUUGUGAAACGUCUACAUGCCUUAAGCUUUCACUUGAGGAGUUAUUAUUGGAUCGACUUGAAGCAGCUUAAUGAUAUAUAUCGGUAUAAAACAGAGGAAUACUCGCAUACUGCAGUUAACAAGUUUAAUGUAAUACCCGAUUCUCUUCCAGAAUGGAUUUUUGAUUUUAUGCCAACUCGUGGGGGUUACUUUAUUGGCAAUGUUAGUCCUGCAAGAAUGGACUUUCGUUGGUUUUGUUUAGGUAAUUGUGUUGCAAUUCUUUCAUCCUUGGCAACCCCUGAACAAUCUAUGGCAAUCAUGGAUCUCAUAGAAUCGCGGUGGGAAGAGUUGGUCGGAGAAAUGCCACUCAAGGUAUGCUAUCCAGCCAUAGAGAGCCAUGAAUGGCGAAUUACAACUGGAUGUGAUCCCAAAAACACCAGAUGGAGUUAUCACAAUGGAGGAUCUUGGCCAGUUCUUCUAUGGCUUCUCACAGCUGCAUGUAUCAAGACUGGACGCCCCCAAAUUGCGAGGAAUGCCAUUGAACUUGCAGAAUCUAGACUGCAGAAAGAUAAUUGGCCUGAAUACUAUGAUGGGAAACUCGGGCGAUACAUCGGAAAGCAGGCACGCAAAAAUCAAACCUGGUCUAUUGCAGGUUAUUUAGUAGCAAAAAUGAUGCUGGAAGACCCCUCCCAUGUGGGUAUGGUGUCACUUGAGGAAGAUAAACAAAUGAAGCCUCUUAUAAGAAGAUCAAAUUCUUGGACUUUCUAAGUUAAUGAUAAUUGUCUAGAAUUGCCGUCUGCAUUUACCUGUUUUAGCUUUAUAUAUGUACGUUAACCUGAUGCCUUAUCCUUCAGGUUUUGCAGCAGUUAAAGUUCAUCAUGCCUUCUGCCCAUAUUCGAUCAA
Jatropha curcas is the source of this 2216-nucleotide messenger RNA. It is a transcript of the gene A/N-INVB, whose product is annotated as Plant neutral invertase family protein. Lineage: Eukaryota; Viridiplantae; Streptophyta; Magnoliopsida; Malpighiales; Euphorbiaceae. The record is from RefSeq and is a predicted model, not a curated record. Gene Ontology annotation, molecular function: sucrose alpha-glucosidase activity; endo-alpha-N-acetylgalactosaminidase activity. Gene Ontology annotation, biological process: sucrose catabolic process.